Messenger RNA from Neurospora crassa OR74A, 345 nucleotides. RefSeq lists its product as hypothetical. Bases 1 to 345 code for a protein of 114 amino acids. NCBI's taxonomy places the organism in Eukaryota, Fungi, Ascomycota, Sordariomycetes, Sordariales, Sordariaceae. The transcript has 4 exons. The record is from RefSeq and is a predicted model, not a curated record.
AUGUCUCUCGAGAGGUGUACGGGUACGGAAUCUCACGGGAAUGGGGGACAGGAGGUUGAGAAGGUCGAGAAGGUUAGGGAGGUAAGAUGCAUACCUGUCAAGCCUCCUGUAACUCCCGAAACGAACUCAAUUGUGUUAAAUCACGAUCAAGGAUGCACCAAACAACAACAACAACAACAACAACAACAACAACAACAACAACAACAACAACAACAACAACAACAACAACAACAACAACAACAACAACAACAACAACAACAACAACAACAACAACAACAACAACAACAACAACAACAACAACAACAACAACAACUCGUAAGCAACACUCUCGAAUGUCUAGUUUAG